AUCUUUUUCAUAUUACGGUUGUUUAAUGGUUUGCUUCUUAUCGUUUGGUUUGAGUGUAAACCCUCUGAGACACAAAGAGUCUUCUAUAGAACCGAAGACCCACACCCAGCCGCGUCACUCUGCGCCGUGAAAUUGAACUACGGCGAAAACAAAAAAGAAGGGUUUUUUUUUUUUUUCUGCGUUUCCUUUCUUCGCCGUAGAUUUUUGAAACCUAGAGUGAGUUGCUUGUGUGAUUUGAUUAAUUCAACUAUGGCUGCACCAAACGUUCGUAGUAGUGGAAGCAGCAGCUUCUCUCGCAACAUAUCAGUUGUGUCAUCACCUCAGAUACCUGGUCUCAAAUGCGGUCCUAAUGGCACAACCUUUAUUUCUACCGGGAUUCGUGAUCUUGACAGGAUACUAGGUGGUGGUUAUCCUUUAGGGAGCUUAGUAAUGGUGAUGGAAGAUCCUGAAGCACCGCAUCAUAUGGAUCUUUUAAGAACUUUUAUGUCUCAGGGUCUUGUUAACAACCAACCACUUCUUUAUGCUAGUCCUUCUAAAGAUCCCAGAGGCUUUCUUGGUACUUUGCCUCAUCCUGCAUCAUCUAAAGAGGAUAAUAAGCCUACUGUGCCUGACCCUGAUCAGGGAGAGAGUUUGAGGAUUGCUUGGCAGUAUCGGAAGUAUUUGGAAAACCAGAAGAGUUCUAUUGAUGAUUACUCCAAUGACUUUGAUAUGAGAAAGCCCUUGGAGAGGCAAUAUCUUAGCGGACGGCCAAUAGAUUGUGUCAGUCUGUUAGACUCUUCGGAUCUUUCCGUUGCUCAGGACCACUGUGCUACGUUUUUAUCAAAAUUUCCAAGAAACAGUAGUAACAUCGCAUCCAUUGGCCGCAUUGCAAUCCAGUCAUUCUGCUCUCCCCUGUGUGAGUAUUCUGAAAAGGAAACAGACAUGCUUUCGUUUGUAAGAUUGUUGAAAAGUAUGUUGAUGGUUUCAAAUGCGGUAGCCAUUGUCACUUUCCCGCCUUCCCUGCUCUCCCCUUCUUCCUCAAAAAGACUGCAGCACAUGGCGGAUACCUUACUCUCUAUCAAAGCCAUCCCAGAUGGUGACAAGGAAUUGGAGAGACUUCUCACUGGUUACAAGGACAUAAAUGGAUUCCUCAACAUACACAAGGUUGCUCGUAUCAAUACACAGGUACCUGUAAUUCUUGAGGCAAAAACGUUCUCAAUGAGCUUGAAGAAGAGAAGGUUCUUGGCUCUAGAGUGUCUGAAUCAAGCCCCUGUAGACGGGUCCAGUGGAACAUCGUACGGCACAACCGGGAGCUGCUCAGGAUCAUCCAAAUCCGGAGCACUUGAUUUUUGAGUUGCUGAGUUAGUGAUUCUUUACUUCUUCUUUAGGCUUUUGUUUGAGUUCUCUGAUUUCACUCAGGGACUAAGCAACUACAUUAGAGUGUUUGGUCUUUAAAACAGUUUUUUGACCUUGUCUUUAAUAGAAAUCAAAGUGUUCUGUUGAAAAAAAAAAAGAGAUAGAAAUCAACGUGGUCUUCUUCUAUGCCAA
This is a messenger RNA of Camelina sativa (false flax), 1527 nucleotides long. Its product is annotated as elongator complex protein 4. Gene Ontology annotation, cellular component: elongator holoenzyme complex; transcription elongation factor complex; cytoplasm. The record is from RefSeq and is a predicted model, not a curated record. NCBI's taxonomy places the organism in Eukaryota, Viridiplantae, Streptophyta, Magnoliopsida, Brassicales, Brassicaceae. Gene Ontology annotation, biological process: tRNA wobble uridine modification.